Messenger RNA from Pollicipes pollicipes, 3411 nucleotides. RefSeq names its product hydroxymethylglutaryl-CoA synthase, cytoplasmic. Gene Ontology annotation, molecular function: hydroxymethylglutaryl-CoA synthase activity. Gene Ontology annotation, biological process: acetyl-CoA metabolic process. The coding region runs from base 215 to 1600 and encodes 461 amino acids. The transcript has 10 exons. Lineage: Eukaryota; Metazoa; Arthropoda; Thecostraca; Pollicipedomorpha; Pollicipedidae. The record is from RefSeq and is a predicted model, not a curated record.
AUUCGUGCCGGUAAUGGUUAGGUGAAGCACUGAGGAGGUCGUGGGACGCUGAGGGACGAGGUUGUGGGGUUGGACUCAGGCUACGUUAGGUACUGGCAGGCUUACAGCAAGGCACCGCUUCGUAUCAGCAGAAUUGGACCAAGUCUAUAAGCGUCUGCUGGAGAAAGGCUUCAUACCGGCUGAACGACCAAGGCGUCCUAACUGGACUGUCGCAAUGACGUCAGGACAAGGACAGUGGCCAGCGGAUGUCGGCAUCACUGCCAUUGAAAUAUAUUUCCCGUCCCAGUAUGUCGACCAGGAAGAGCUGGAGUCGUUUGAUGGCGCGUCCGCCGGUAAAUACACCAUCGGUCUGGGCCAGAAGCGCAUGGGCUUCUGCUCCGAUCUGGAGGACAUCAACUCGCUGUGCAUGACAGUGGUCCACAAACUCAUGGAGAAAACUGGCACUGCGUACGAGGCGAUCGGCCGGCUGGAGGUGGGCACAGAGACGCUCGUGGACAAGUCCAAGUCGGUGAAGUCGGUGCUGAUGCAGCUGUUCCCGGCCAGCGCCGCCGCCGACAUCGAGGGCGUCGACACGACCAACGCCUGCUACGGCGGCACGGCGGCGCUCUUCAACGCGCUCAACUGGGUGGAGUCGUCGGCCUGGGACGGCCGGCUGGCGCUGGUGGUGUGCGGCGACAUCGCCGUCUACGCCACGGGCAGCGCUCGGCCCACCGGCGGCGCCGGCGCCGUCGCCAUGCUGGUCGGACCGCACGCGCCGCUGGUGGUCGAGCGGGGUCUGCGCUCCAGCCACAUGCAGCACGCAUACGACUUCUACAAGCCGGACCUGAACUCCGAGUACCCGGUGGUGGACGGCCGGCUCAGCAUCCAGUGCUACCUGAGCGCGCUGGACCGGUGCUACGGGCGCUACCGCCAGAAGGCAGCGGCCCUCCCAGGCGGCGGUCCAGUGACGGUCGACUCCUUCGACGCCGUUCUCUUCCACUCGCCGUUCGGCAAGCUGGUGCAGAAGUCGCUGGCCAGACUGGUCUUCAAUGACUUCCUCGAGACGGACGCCGCCGCCGUGCCCGAGCGGUUCCCCGGACUGGAGGCGUUCAGGAGCAAGACGCUGGAGGAGAGCUACUUCGACCGCGACGUGGAGAAGGCUUUCAUGGAGCGAAGCCGGGCGCAGUUCGAGCAGAAGACAAAGCCGUCGCUGCUGCUGGCCUCCAACGUGGGCAACAUGUACACGCCCUCGCUGUACAGCUGUCUCGUCUCGCUGCUGGUCAGCAAAAAGCCCGACGAGCUGACGGGGAGUCGGAUAGCGCUCUUCUCGUACGGAUCUGGACUGGCGUCGUCACUGUUUUCGAUCCGGAUUGCCACCACCAAUGGAUCCGGAUCUCGCCUGGAGGCAUUGCUGGCGGGCGUCAGUGACGUGGUUGGCCGCCUGGAGGCGCGUCAGAAGGUGGAGCCGGCCGCAUUCGCCGACACGAUGCAGCUCCGCGAGCAGUCGCACCACCUGGCUCCCUACGCGCCCAAGGCCGACCCAAGCAUGCUCUUCCCGGGCACCUACUACCUGACCGGCAUCGACGAGAAGCACCGCCGCCAAUACGCCCGCGCCACGUGAUGACGUCACAUGCUGGCGCCGUGCGACGGCGGUGACGUGCCGGCACGGCGCCGCACGUGCGCCGCCGGCGCCAGGGGUGCUCGUUACUGGUGGUGGUGCCGUGGCCGCGAGGUAGCGCCAUAAGCUCCCGGCUGGCACGCGUCAACCUGGCGCCUGCAGGCUGGCGCUGUCCGGUGCAGGUGGCGCCACCGGUGCCCGUGGCAGGUGAUGUCAGGACGUGCGAAUCAAACAGGAACACGCCAAUUCAGUUUUCGAGUCAGCUUUUAAGAAAAGCAGUUACACAUAAUUGAAUGGCUGCCGACUAUCUAGCGUAACGACUGUUUUGGAAUAUAAUGCAAUUUUCACUAUCUGGAUCUGAAGCAUCCAUCGGUUCAGCUAUUUGCUAGUUUAAGUGGGACACGCCAGUUUUUUCGCGGAGUCCCGCUUUUGAAAGCUGAUCAGUACAAUAAUUUUGGCAUAUGCGGUAGCGGAGUAUAGUCCUUGUAACACCGGAAUGGCGUCGAGUGUCACCGGCAAUGUGGAUGAACUUUCGAAUCCGUCUGGGGUCUUGCAAUUAGCGGACCAUUUAGAUUGGUGCCAGUUGGCGUACGCCGGGCCGAUCAAUCAAAAGCUGUGGCUUUUGCGCGUAUUUUGCCGCGUGUCUGGCGAUUGUGGGCCACGUCUUGCGCCUGUCCGUCCUCGAUCGUUCGCGAGUAGUGCGGGAGAGGCCUUGUUACCCCCGUCGGACGGUGCUCCCCCCAUGGAGAGCCGGCGAUUGUUCAAGCCUUUGUAAUAUUUUGAGCCAGUCACUGGCCCGCCUCGUGCCUGUCGCGCUGUCUCCUGGAGUAUGACGCGAUUCGGGGCUGCGUUGCCCGUUGUCAUAAUUGAUGGUGCGAUUGCCGCGUUGUUAGCAGUACUUUACAACAUAAUACUCAGCGCUGUCGGAUCUGUACGGAAACGGAGCGCGUCGUGCCAGUAUUCAGCCCAGGGUGUGCUCGGAAGACAGAGGGCCUGUGCCGGCCUGCGAUCGUUUCUCCCGAGGGCUGUUGUGAGGGUGCCAGUCGUAGUUUAAGCGCAUAGCUCCCGUCACCAACCGAGACCAAAGCACGUACGUGUAGUUUGCUUGUCAUUCCGUGUUUCGUUGUUGAACGGCCGGACGCUGUUGAGCCGUGUUGGUGCCUGUUGCCGGACUGAGACGCGGUUCGGCAGCGAGCCGAUGGCUAGAGCGUGCCCGGAGUCGCGGCCGGCUGUCGGAAACGGCUUGCCGUGUCGGCGACGGGUUGUGCCAAACGUGGCUGAGGUGCUGACGGGCGUGCCGUCCGCGAAAGGAGGCGGCGGUUGACGGCGAUCGCUGCGUGGCUUUGAGAUAAGAGCAAAAGCCACGGUUGGAUAGGUUUAGCCCGGUCAUAAAAUGGUAUCCGUUGCGAUUUCGGCCACCAUAGCGUGUGCCAGGCCUGGAGUGGGCAGCGCGCGUCACGAUUAGCAAGUAUUAUACCGGACGGCUGUAACCUUCGGCGUUAUUGGUCAUGCCUUGCUGUUUGGAAAGCGGACCUGUCUUCCCUGUCGGCUCUGUUUUUGCUGGUAUCUGUUUACUAGGUUUUAAGUGAAAGGCCUCGAUGCUCGCAGCAUUGCGCGAGUCAUGCACAUAUCUUUGCGCCAGAUGGUAUUUGACCUCGUUGCACGCAUUGCAACACAUGGGUCCGUUGGUCCCUUGAAUCUUGGAUUGUGUAGGUUUAGCUCAGGUAUGAUUGCACACCUAUGAAGCCAUUGGCAGAAUUAGUUGUCUCGUACGGAUGGUGUACCGGUGAUGGCCAAUACAGACGGUGGUGGUG